Molecule: messenger RNA, 781 nt
Organism: Pungitius pungitius (ninespine stickleback)
Lineage: Eukaryota; Metazoa; Chordata; Actinopteri; Perciformes; Gasterosteidae
Product: nucleoside diphosphate kinase-like
Exons: 5
Coding region: 134-592 (152 amino acids)
Biological process (GO): UTP biosynthetic process; regulation of apoptotic process; GTP biosynthetic process
Molecular function (GO): nucleoside diphosphate kinase activity
Source: RefSeq, a predicted model, not a curated record
UGACUUGCCGUCGCGCGCCAGUCUCCGCCCUUUGCUAUAAAACGCGGCUGCCCGCAUUCUUCCGGUCUUCUGCUCCCACGUCAACCGGUGCCACUUUCCCGUAAACCCAACGUGAGCUCUUUUGUUCAGUAUCAUGGCCGAGAUGAAGGAGCGCACGUUCAUUGCCAUCAAGCCCGAUGGCGUGCAGAGGGGCAUCAUUGGCGAGGUCAUCAAGAGGUUUGAGACCAAAGGCUUCAAACUCGUGGGCAUGAGGAUGGUCCAUGCUUCUGAGGACCUGCUGAUGCAACACUACAUCGACCUGAAGGACAGGCCAUUCUUCCCCACCCUCAUGAAGUACAUGACCUCUGGUCCAGUGGUUGCCAUGGUGUGGGAGGGCAAAGGUGUGGUGAAGACCGGCAGAGUGAUGCUGGGUGAGACCAACCCGGCUGACUCCAAGCCCGGAACCAUCAGGGGAGACUUCUGCAUCGACGUCAGCAAGAACAUCAUCCACGGCAGUGACUCAGUGGAGAGUGCCAACAAGGAGAUCUCCCUGUGGUUCAAAGACGACGAGCUGGUCUCCUACACCAGCUGUGCCUUCAGCUGGCUGUACUGAGCCCUCCUCUCCUUGCCUCACAUUUUCUGUUUGUGACCUUAGCCUAAAGCGGAGAAGUAGUCAUACUGUACUCGCUGAAGUCAUUCCUCUGCUCUAUUCCAUUUUUAGAAACAUUCCUUGAAAUGUACAGGCAAUGGCUGUCAUUUUUGUUAAAAGGUGAUCUUUCCAAUAAAACGAACACAAUACAAA